Molecule: messenger RNA, 1715 nt
Organism: Exaiptasia diaphana
Lineage: Eukaryota; Metazoa; Cnidaria; Anthozoa; Actiniaria; Aiptasiidae
Product: nuclear transcription factor Y subunit A-4
Exons: 4
Coding region: 32-643 (203 amino acids)
Biological process (GO): regulation of transcription by RNA polymerase II
Cellular component (GO): CCAAT-binding factor complex
Molecular function (GO): RNA polymerase II cis-regulatory region sequence-specific DNA binding; DNA-binding transcription factor activity, RNA polymerase II-specific
Source: RefSeq, a predicted model, not a curated record
CAAAUAUUCAUAAGUUGCAAAGACGAUCAAAAUGGCGAUGGAAGCAGCCCCCACUUCGCCCCAGUUGAGUACCUAUGCUACUCAAAAUAAUGUUGCAGUAACCCAUGCAGUACCUUCUACACACAAUGCUGUUAAUAUCAUCCAGCCUGAUCAGGCAACAAAAGGAUUAUUCAUCGUCGAUCCGUCGCAACAACAUGCUUUACAAAUGUACACUACGAAUACGGAAAGACCAUUUAUGACAGCAAGCUCGGUCGAAUAUAACACUGCACCGGCUAUUACUGUGCCAGCAUCCAAUGGAAACAACCAGCUAAUGAUGACUGGACAACCAAUUGGUGCACAGAGACUUCCCGUCGCUAUGGAAACCCUUGAUGAACCACUCUACGUUAAUGCAAAGCAAUAUCAUCGAAUAAUCAAYCGUCGGCAAGCUCGAGCAAAACUUGAAGCUGAAGGAAAGAUCCCAAAAGUCAGGAAGAAAUAUCUUCACGAAUCAAGACAUCAACAUGCUUGUCGAAGAAAAAGGAGUAAUGGCGGGAGGUUUGUAACCAAAGGAGGUAAAAAAUUAACCGAAGAGCAGUUGAAUGCAUUAGAAGCUGACAGUAACGACACAGAAAAGCAACAAGGAAACGAACAGUCAUCAGAAUAAAUUAAUUAAAAGGUUGUAAGUCCUCAACCCCAGCCUGUACAAAGAACAUUGCUGUCAAACUAGCCAUGUAUGUCACCAUUACGCUGAUAUUUAAACACUUUUCCAUCAGAGUACAUACUGUACAUUGAAGGAUUAAAAACACUARUAUACUAGUGUGUAAGAUGUAGAAUUUAUUAUUUAAACUAACAUCAAAGUGUAAAAGAUAAUACUCUUUUGAUAGUGGUUGUUUAUUUCUAUGUAAAUCUAUUAUAUAUUAUACAUGAUAUUAUUAUGUGCAAAGUGUUUUCAUACUACACUGAAUGAAGCUGUAACUUAUCAAAGUUUGGAUGCCAUUUGCAGUGUCCAAGGCAUAUUAAUUUUGUCUUGGUAUUUCACCUAAAGCUGACUUAAAACUCCAUUUUUAUUUAGUACGGAAUUAUGUUUUCUUCCUGCUAGUUGAAUACAAACACUAAAAGUGUGCAACAAAAAUAUUGGUAAAUUAUACUGCUAACUGUAUUGUUUUCUAUUCAGUUGACUAUAUUUAACAGUGAAUAGUGUUAGUAACGUGUUGCACACAUUUAGUUUGUGUAUUCCAAUGAUAUUGGAGUUAGCAACCCAUCCUUUAUGCAGCUAAAGGGAGACAUGAAAAGCGCAAUAUUAAUGUUCAAAGUUGAAACUCUCCUAAAAAUUUGUUGUGGAGAAAGUGAACAUUCAUCAAAAAGCAGUUUUAUUGCAUGGACAUGUAGUUUUAUAAUGAAUUAAUAGUACAAUACUAAAUAAUUUCCUUUACAGCAAGUAGMUUAAAAUAYGUUUUACAUUAUCAAUCUUCAUUWGAUGUUGAUUUAAAGGCAUAAAUCAGACUGUUAAACAAAAGGGAGCCAAUUUGCACAAGUUUGAGUCAUUCAUUUUAACAGCYAGAAUUUUAGAGACAAGCUUACAAAGUAGUGCUUAAGUUGUGCCUCAGGAGACAGUGUUCAUGCAGUAUUAACAUCAGAUAUGAUCUUUUAGUGUUAAUUGAAUAUAAUUUUCAUGUAUUACCCUAGCAAACAAGCUGUUCAGACAUUUUUAGCAAUAAAAGAAAAAGCUAGCUAAG